Helobdella robusta is the source of this 570-nucleotide messenger RNA. RefSeq lists its product as hypothetical. The transcript has 3 exons. Lineage: Eukaryota; Metazoa; Annelida; Clitellata; Rhynchobdellida; Glossiphoniidae. The coding region runs from base 1 to 570 and encodes 189 amino acids. The record is from RefSeq and is a predicted model, not a curated record.
AUGUGUCGUUCUCAUUUAGACGAAACUGAACAGAUGAAUCAGAGCACCAACAACAUCAACAACAUCAGCAUCAACAACCGCCUUAACAACAACAUCAACAACAUCAACAACAUCAGCAGUAUCAACAUCAACAACAUCAUCAACAACAACGAAAUCAACAACAUUAACAUCACCAACAUUAACAUCAAUAAUAUCAACAUCAACAACAAAAUCAACAUCAGCAACAUCAGCAUCAACAACAUCAACAUCAGCAACAUCAACAACAUCAACUUCAAUAUCAACCUCAACAACAUCAUCAACAACAUCAACAUCAUCAACAUCUACACCAGCGCCGUCACUGACCAACGCUUUCCUCUCAAUGGUCGGUUGCCAAGGAAGCCGCUACCAUUAGAGCGCGCGCAUGACCGCCAGAGCGUUGCGCAUGCGCAGAAAAGCGUGACGUCACACAUAAAACAAAUGUGCAUUAAUGCAGCAUUGGUGCAUGCAUUCAAUCUUGGGGGCGGAGGCAGAAUGGCGGGAAAGCACAAACUGGAUCAACAGUCGGUCAACGUCAAUUACUCCAAGAAAUAA